Ilyonectria robusta is the source of this 2447-nucleotide messenger RNA. RefSeq lists its product as uncharacterized. The transcript is spliced from 2 exons. NCBI's taxonomy places the organism in Eukaryota, Fungi, Ascomycota, Sordariomycetes, Hypocreales, Nectriaceae. Bases 259 to 2064 code for a protein of 601 amino acids. Gene Ontology annotation, biological process: mRNA splicing, via spliceosome. The record is from RefSeq and is a predicted model, not a curated record. Gene Ontology annotation, cellular component: nucleus; precatalytic spliceosome; catalytic step 2 spliceosome.
CGCGAAAGACUCCACCUCACUAAACCAGCCUGCGCCUGCUCGUCCAACUUUCUCUCGCCCCGUCCAUCACGCACCCCUCCAGGCCAUCUAGAGCUACCCUCGUCGCGCUGUGGGCAUGGGAAGAGACCCGAAGCAGUAUAUUGUUGCGCUCACGGGUUUCUACGCCGUAUUCCAGCUCCUGACUCAGGUUUCCAAUCCCGCCGCGUCACCCAAGCACUUCCUGGUCGCGACGAACCCGUCGCCAACCCCGAAUUCGCCAUGGCGGCCCCAAAGAUGACCAAGAACCAGAUGCGAAGGGCUAAGAAGAAGGAACAGAAGAAGAUCCAGACAGAGACUGCCGCCGCGAAGCCCGAAGAGACCACCGUCGACGACAAAUCCGAAGAGAGCGCAGCCGUCGCAGAACCCGCGUCGGAUCUCGAAGUGAAGAAGAAGGAUGAUUCAGACAAUGCCGCGCCCGCCGAUGGACCCGCCCUUGACGACGAGUUGGAUGAGGACCCGGCUUUCGCCCUGUACAAGGACAUCUUCUCCAAGUUUGGCGCAUCGGUUCAGGAGGAUGAAGUCGCCAAAGAAGCCAACGCCGGAAACAAAGGAACUGUAUUCUUCGGCGAUGACGACGAGAUCCCCGACGAAGAUGACGAGAACGGCCCCCCGAAGCUAUCCAAAAAGAAGAGAAAGCUGCUCAACAAGCUCUCGAUUGCCGAGCUCAAGGCUCUCGUCAAGAUUCCCGAGGUGGUGGAAUGGCAAGACAUCUCCGCCUCGGACCCGCGGUUACUCGUCCAAAUAAAGUCCCAGCGAAAUGUGGUGCCCGUACCAACACAUUGGGCAUUGAAGAGAGAGUACCUCUCUUCCAAGAGAGGUAUUGAAAAGGCUCCAUUCCGUCUCCCCAAAUUCAUUGCCGAGACUGGUAUUACCGAGAUGCGAGAUGCCGUUCUCGAAAAGCAGGCCGAACAGUCCCUAAAGCAGAAACAGCGCGAACGAGUCGCACCCAAGAUGGGAAAGCUCGAUAUCGACUACCAGAGGCUCUACGACGCCUUCUUCCGAUUCCAGACGAAGCCCGAGCUGACGCGAUUUGGCGAGGUUUACUACGAGGGCAAGGAGAGUGAGGUUGACUACCAACACUUCCGACCUGGUGACCUCACCGAAGGAACCAAGGAGGCUCUCGGAGUGCCUCCUGGAGCACCGCCGCCCUGGCUGAUCAACCAACAACGAUUCGGCCCCCCUCCCUCCUAUCCCACAAUGAAAAUCCCAGGUCUGAAUGCGCCCCCACCGCAAGGAGGCUCAUGGGGCUUCCACCCCGGUGGCUGGGGCAAGCCUCCAGUUGACGAAUUUAAUCGUCCCCUUUAUGGUGGUGAUGUCUUUGGCCUCACCGCGCAGAACGGCGCCCAGAACCAGGCUGUCGCUCAGGCUGCAGCACUAACCGGCGAGACUGUUGAGCGUGGCCUCUGGGGUGAGCUUCAACCGCGAGAGGAGGAGGAGUCAGAGGAGGAAUCAGAAGAGGAGUCCGAAGAGGAAGAGGACGAAGAUGCCCCUGACGGACUGGAGACGCCCAGCGGUCUUGAGACUCCCGGUGGCUACGCAAGCACAGUGCAGCCCGACUAUGGCACAGGAGUCGAGACAGCAAUCGGAGGAGAGAUGGACCUGCGCAAGGAACGUCGCGGCGGCUACGACACGGAAGAGUCGAGUGCUCCUCGCUCCGCCUACACCAUCCUUCCCGAGCGACAAGUCCGCGCAGAGGGCUUCUUUGGCAGCGACCGUGUAUAUGACCUCAAGCAAGCCCAGCGUUCGGGUAUGCCAGUGCUUGGUUCCGAAGACGACUCCCGCAAGCGCAAGAAGCCCGGAGACAUUGACGUUGCGCUCGACGUGGACUCGCUGCACCAAAACGAUGGCAUCAGCAAGGACGACCUACGACGCAAGUUCGAGGAGGGCAAGAAGGAGGAUGGCAUCGGAGCCAAAUGGGCUUACGACGACGAUCUUAGCGAGAUGAUUGCACAGGAGAGCCGUAAGCGACAGAAGACGGAGGCCGAGCUGAACGAGAAGAAGAAGCAAGGCAAGUAUAGAUUUUAAUAAAGCUGUCCUUGCAGAUCAGGAUGAGCUGGAUAAGGUUUGGCGGGUGGUGAAGUAUGCAUGACAAGGAGGAGGGACUGGGUAUUGUAAGAUGUUGCUGGGCCGGAGCGUGCCUUGGCUGGCGUUUUUGAGAAGUCAUUUAUGGACAAGAAUAGGGCAAAUACCAUGCUUGUUGAGGUUGUAUGGAUGGUUUUUGGCCGUGAGUCGUUGGCGAAUAUCAAACCUCUUUCAUGUGGCAUUAUCACAUCUUGAUCCAUUCCACUUCCCAAGUAUAUACCUAAGAGCUUUCUAUUCAUGAGCUCAACUACCAUCUUUGUCUGUCCUAUUGAAGCCGCUCUUCAUUGGCCAACCAAGUUGUAACCCGAGGACCCUGCCGAGUAACG